ACUGGGUACCAUGACUAUACUAGAAAAGCUAUGGUGGAUUUAGGGGCCAGAACUACUAAUUUUAAAGGUCUUGCUGUAACUGGUUAUUUUUACUGUGAUUAUGUCACUAGUCAGUCUAAACACGAUAUUACGCAGUUAUCUAUGGCGGACAUCCGGGAUCUUUGCAAAAAAGAUCUACCAAAAAGUAUUGAUGAUUUCAACUACUACAUGAACAUGUCAAAGGCAAACAAUUUAAAGUUAUUGAUGUACGAAGGAGGGCCUCACUUAGAGAGUUCACGAAAUAAUAACGCCACUGACUAUGCUAUAGCUUUCAACAGACACGAUCUGGCAGGGGACGCCACUCUAGAUGUUCUUGAAGCUUGGUAUGGUGUUGUGGUGUCAGACCAGUAUAACAAACAUCCGGGAGGUUUAUUCAACUAUUUUUCGUCUGUUUAUUCUUAUUCCAAAUAUGGUAGUUGGGGUGUGAUAGAGUACACUGGUCAAGACCCACACACGUCUCCAAAAUAUCUCGCCCUUCACAGAUACAUAAAUCGCCACUUUAACAAUCACAAUAUGGGACAAACCUGUAGUUUCGUUUCUCAGAACAACAUAGUAUAUGGCUGUUAUAAAAAUAGGAACGGGCAAUUUUAUUGUGGUCAGUCAACAGACCACGGAACCAGCUGGAAGAACUACCCCACACUCUCGACAAAUACUAGUGCUCUUAUCUUAGAUGGAUUUGACGUCAUGACUGGUGUCAUUUUUGUUCGAAAUGUCGACGAAGUUGCCGCAAACAUAUUUUACAAAUUGGACACCACAAAAAUGCAAGUCCAGUGGGAAAGUCAAAACGUCUCGGACUACUACCGGCAAGUGUCGCCGUCAACAGUAAAUCGUAAGAUGACGAACGGUGUUUACCGUGGCGUUGAUAUAAGUAAUUUUAUCUGUUAAUAUACCUGUAAAUUACUGACAAUGAAAUAAAAUAAAAAUAUUCA
Messenger RNA from Ruditapes philippinarum (Manila clam), 968 nucleotides. RefSeq lists its product as uncharacterized. The coding region runs from base 31 to 924 and encodes 297 amino acids. Lineage: Eukaryota; Metazoa; Mollusca; Bivalvia; Venerida; Veneridae. The record is from RefSeq and is a predicted model, not a curated record. The transcript has 7 exons.